Molecule: messenger RNA, 236 nt
Organism: Gryllus bimaculatus (two-spotted cricket)
Lineage: Eukaryota; Metazoa; Arthropoda; Insecta; Orthoptera; Gryllidae
Source: the annotation of a GenBank genome assembly
AGGAAAUAUUGGACUUGCAGUAGGGAAUGAACAACCAGAAGUUGUCGGAACGCCGUUGUGAGAAGAACCACUGCGGGCUGCUGCUGCGCGAGUACCACGCCGCGCUGCGGCGGACGCUCGCACUACUCGGGUUGGAAGCGCCCUCUCUUGAGGAGCUGAUGCGGCACAUGCAGGAGCACGGCCCGUACGCCGUGUACGGUGCGACGGUGUUGUUGCCCAUCAUGAAAGCCAAGAAG